AUGGCCUUCAACAAUGCUCAGUUUCAUCCUGUCGUCGGGUUCAAAAACCAAGGCUUUCCCUUCUCAAAAUAUGACAUGGAUAUUUCCUCUCUUAUUGCUGGAUUGGGAUGGGAAUCGUUGACUAAGGAUCAACGCUUUCUUCACUGUCCAGAAGCAGUCAGGCUAUUCUAUGUCAACAUUCGUCGUGACCAUGCUACAGCGCCACGGUCCUUCACCACCAUGGUUUAUGACCAUGAAAUCAAAGUCACACCAGACCUACUUGCAUCGGUUCUAUCACUACCUCAUUCUGGGAUUAAAGCAAGUUAUGACAGUGAUUUUGCUGAACAAGGGUUUGACUUUUGUGUCGCCCGUGAUCGGCUGACCUGCGACAUUGGCAAGACUUUCUCCAAUCAGCUAUCAGCUGGUCGUCUUCCUGAUGAUCUAAAAGUCUUGCACUUUUUCAUCACCCGAUGCUUCCUUCCCCGCGACAUCACAACCUUUACUCAAUCUGCAAUAUCAGCCAUAGAUGGUGAGGUCAAGCGUCAAAGAGAGACUGGUAAUGCAAAGACCACAAACCUUUUGGUUUGCAAAGAAUGUCUUGAACUGAUGGAGUUUGAUGAAGCUAGGCUGGCUCCAGAUGACUGUGAUCCAAUCUCAUCUGACUCUAGUUCCAAAGAUGAAAUCUCAUACUAUGAGUCGCCUCCUAGUUACCCCUUCUAG
Molecule: messenger RNA, 699 nt
Organism: Linum trigynum
Lineage: Eukaryota; Viridiplantae; Streptophyta; Magnoliopsida; Malpighiales; Linaceae
Source: the annotation of a GenBank genome assembly